Drosophila guanche is the source of this 444-nucleotide messenger RNA. Its product is annotated as glycine-rich RNA-binding protein-like. Bases 34 to 408 code for a protein of 124 amino acids. The transcript has a single exon. The record is from RefSeq and is a predicted model, not a curated record. NCBI's taxonomy places the organism in Eukaryota, Metazoa, Arthropoda, Insecta, Diptera, Drosophilidae.
CCCCAACGAAGCGAAAGUCUAGACUCUAGAGCAAUGCGCGCACACCACUUGAAUCUAUUAGUGCUGAGUGUCGGAAUGGUGCUGCUCCUGGCCGUGGCACAGUCCCAGUUGCAGGAGACGCCAGCCGAGGCGGAUGUGAAGCAACUGACUUUGGCGGAUGUAAAUCAGGGCGCAGAGCAGCAGGAGAUGCCGGCCGUGCGCCUGGCCAGGCAAUUUGGCGGCGGCGGCUUUGGCAGACGAGGCUUUGGCGGCGGAUACGGAGGCUACGGCGGGCGAGGCUUUGGAGGCGGCGGCAGGAGACGAUUUGGCGGCGGUGGCUUCGGCGGCGGUGGAUACGGCAGAAGACGUGGGUUCGGUGGAGGUUUCUAUCCACCCCCGCCCUUCUUUGGCGGCCCCUUUUUCGGCUAAUGUGCACACACUGAGAGAAAAAUAGUGUGCUGUAAU